Cucumis melo (muskmelon) is the source of this 2595-nucleotide messenger RNA. RefSeq lists its product as uncharacterized. The record is from RefSeq and is a predicted model, not a curated record. Bases 181 to 2271 code for a protein of 696 amino acids. Gene Ontology annotation, biological process: intracellular signal transduction. The transcript has 6 exons. Lineage: Eukaryota; Viridiplantae; Streptophyta; Magnoliopsida; Cucurbitales; Cucurbitaceae.
AUAUAUAUGUGUGUGUGUGUGUGAUGUUAGUUUGGUUUAUUUUAAUUUACUGAAAACUCUUGUAGAGCUCUCCCUGGGCCUCCCCUUUGACCUCUUCUUCCUUUCUCUCCCCUUAAAACGUUAAACCCCCCCUUCCUCUUUCUCUCCAUUUCCACUCUUCUUCUACAUUUCUCUCUUCUAAUGGCUGUUGACGUUCAUUCCUCUGUUUCUCAAGAACCCAUCUCUUUUCCUAAUGGACUUCAUGAUUCUCCUACACACCCACAUGGAAUUAUCCAUCCUAUUUCCACCCAUUCUGUUUCUCAACUUCCUUUCAUCGAUGAUUCCGACAAUCCCAAGCUCACCCCUAAGCUUUCCAUUCCUCACACUUUCCAUAAAAAUCAAACCAAGCUCUCUGAUGUUGAAUCUCCCUCUUCCUCUUCUUCUUCUGCCUCCUCCUUCGAUACAGAGAAAUCAGAGGAUUUUAUUUCUACCCAUCAUAACGGUCAUAUUCCUGUUCGUCCCCACCACGAAUUGAAACCCAAUAAUGGCGAAAUACGCGUAUUGGAGCCUCAUUCUCAACUUCCUAAACCCGAGGCCCCACCUGGGAUUUCCGUUUCCUCCGCCGAAGAACCACCGCACAAACGGUCGCAGAGUUUGUCUGAGAAUAUCUCUGUCGACAUGCCCUCGAUCGGGAAGUUUAUACGUGAGAGAAGCAAUAGCUUAUCCGCGGCGAUUUUCAAGCGGAUUUCGUCGCUUAAAGAUGAAGACCAGGACGAUGAGGACGACAACGGGAAGUCCCAACCCGGCGUAACCGAAAUCAAUCUCUCCGGUCUAAAAGUCGUGGUGAAAUUGAAGAGCGAUGAAGAGAGAGACAGAGAACUAAAGGGAAGAAUCAGCUUCUUCUCGAGGUCGAAUUGCAGGGACUGUAAAGCGGUUAGGAGUUUUUUCAACGAAAAGGGAUUGAGGUUUGUUGAGAUCAACGUCGAUGUUUUUCCCCAAAGAGAGAAGGAGCUGAUGAAGAGGACGGGAAGUACACUAGUGCCGCAGAUUUUCUUCAACGACAAGCUCUUUGGGGGUCUUGUAGCCUUAAACUCCCUAAGAAACAGCGGCGAAUUUGACCGGAGAAUCAAAGAUAUGCUCAGCCAUAAAUGUCCCGACGACGCACCGGCUCCGCCAGUAUACGGUUUCGACGACCCAGAUGAAGGAUCGCCGGACGAACUACUUGAGAUCGUGAAAUUUCUGAGACAGAGAUUGCCGAUUCAGGACCGUCUAAUCAAAAUGAAGAUCGUCAAGAACUGCUUCUCCGGCAGCGAAAUGGUGGAAGCGCUUAUUCACCGCCUUGACUGCGGCCGUAGAAAGGCUGUUGAAAUUGGAAAGCAGAUGGCCCAGAAGCUCUUUAUCCAUCACGUCUUUGGGGAAAAUGAAUUUGAAGAUGGGAAUCACUUCUAUAGAUUCCUUGAGCAUGGGCCAUUUAUAUCUCGUUGCUUCAAUUUCAGGGGCUCAGUUAAUGACAAUGAGCCCAAGCCCGCUGCCAUUGUUGCACAAAAGCUCGCCAAGAUCAUGUCCGCCAUUUUAGAAUCUUAUGCCUCUGAAGAUCUCCAACAUAUUGAUUAUCUCACCAUUAGCAACACUGAAGAAUUUCGAAGGUACAUAAAUGUAAUAGAAGACCUUCACCGCGUGAACCUCUUGGAACUAUCACAAAAUGAAAAAUUAGCUUUUUUCCUAAACCUUUACAAUGCUAUGGUGAUUCAUGGGUUGAUAAGAUUUGGACGACUAGAGGGUGUAAUUGACAGAAAAUCCUUCUUCUCGGAUUUCCAAUACUUGGUCGGUGGACACCCAUAUUCACUUAUAGCCAUAAAGAAUGGGAUUCUCAGAGGCAAUAGGAGGCCACCUUAUUCCUUUGUUAAGCCCUUCAGCAGUUCUGACAAGCGAUUGGAGCUUGCUUAUGGGGAAGUGAAUCCAUUAAUUCACUUUGGACUGUGCAAUGGCACAAAGUCAAGCCCAAGAGUGAGAUUCUAUACUCCUCAAGGAGUAGAAGCAGAGCUAAGAUGCGCCGCAAGAGAAUUCUUUCAAAGUGGAGGAGUGGAGGUUGACUUGGACAAAAGAACUGUUUAUCUCACUGGAAUCAUCAAGUGGUUCAGUGUGGACUUUGGGCAUGAGAAAGAAAUCUUGAAGUGGAUAAUGAAGUUCUUGGAUGCCAACAAAGCAGGUUUUUUAACACACCUUUUGGGAGAUGGAGGUCCAGUCAACAUAGCUUACCAAAACUAUAAUUGGACCAUGAAUUCUUCUUAAUAUGUAUUCAUCUAGAUCAUCACUUUAAUUAAAUGACACAAAUAUCCUCAAAAGGAUUUUGUUUGUGGGCUUUGUCAUGCCCUUUCAUUUCCAUCCAUUAUUGUAAAUAAUAUUAUAUUAUAAUAGCUUUCUUCUUCCUUUUCAGUGUCACCCCCUUUCUUAAGUAUUUCUCAGAAAUCCCAAAAUUUCUUUUGAGAAUAUAUGUAUGGGGGUGUUGUUUUGUUGGGGUUUGGGGGUGGGGAUAAGGGUAGAAUGGAAAGUUGAUGAGACCUUCAUUGUUUACAAACCAUGUUAUUAUAUAAAUUUAUAUAUUAUUUAUGAGAA